Molecule: messenger RNA, 2653 nt
Organism: Rubroshorea leprosula
Lineage: Eukaryota; Viridiplantae; Streptophyta; Magnoliopsida; Malvales; Dipterocarpaceae
Source: the annotation of a GenBank genome assembly
UCUCAUCUUCCAUACAAUAUUCAAAACAUCAUUAUGAGGGAAACUUUCCGUGCUAUGCUUGUUCUAGUUGCUGUAUUGUUCUUUGGAGCUGCAGAGUUUUGUUCCGGUCGGAACACAAGCUUUAGCUGUAUAGAAAAGGAGAGAAAAGCCCUCUUGAAGUUCAAACUUUGUUUCCAUGAUCCAUCGCAUAUGUUGUCUUCUUGGAAAAGCAAUGACUGCUGUGAAUGGAGAGGAGUAGGCUGUGACAAAAAUAACGGAUAUGUUAUCUCGCUUCAACUCAGGGGAUCAGUAUUUGCUAAUCAACGACCUCAAUUGUACUUGAUUGACGAUGUAGAGGAGGUUGGUUCAAGUUUGCUCAAGUUGAGAUACUUGAAACACCUGGACUUGAGCAACAAUAAUUUCAGUGGCAAUCUUAUUCCACCCUCCUUUGGCUUGAUGAAGCAGUUGAGGUACCUAAAUCUCUCUUAUGCACAGUUUGGAGGAAGAAUUCCUACGGAACUUGGAAAUCUUACAAGGCUUCAUGUCCUUGAUCUUUCUUCAUAUUAUUAUGGGGAAUUGAAGGUCGAUGAUGAUAUUCAGUGGAUUUCUCAUCUCUCCUCUUUGCAACGACUUGAUAUGAGUGGAGUAAAUCUAAGCCAUGCCUCAUCAAACUUGUUUCAGUUAAAGAGCAUAGAUCUUUCUGACAAUCAAUUGAAUGGGAGUAUUCCAGAUAGCAUCGGGCAACUUUCUAAGUUAGAGAGCAUGGAUCUUUCUGAGAAUCAAUUGAGGAGUAUUCCAGAUAGCAUCGGGCAACUUUCUGAGUUAGAGGGCAUGGAUCUUUCUGAGAAUCAAUUGAGGAGUAUUCCAGAUAGCAUCGGGCAACUUUUUAAGUUACGGAUCAUGUAUCUUUAUGAGAAUCAUUUGAGGAGUAUUCCAGAUAGCAUUGGGCAACUUUCUAAGUUAGAGAUCAUGGAUCUUUCUGAGAAUCAAUUGAGGAGUAUUCCAGAUAGCAUCGGGCAACUUUCUAAGUUAGAGAGAAUAUUUCUUUCUAGCAAUCAAUUUAGAAUAGGAUUUCCUAAAUGGCUUCAAUUACCAAAGACAAUAAAGACGGUUGAUCUCUCUAAUGCUAGCAUCUCAAGUCCUCUUCCAGAAAACAUAGGUCAUAUGAUGCCAAUGUUGGAGGAAGUAUAUCUUGCAAAUAACCUCAUGAAAGGUUCAAUUCCAAAGUCACUAUGCAAUUUAAAAUAUUUGGCAAUACUUGAUCUCUCAAACAAUAUGUUAUAUGGAAAUAUUCCAAAGUCGCUAUGCAAUUCAAAAUCUUUGGGAUAUCUUGAUCUCUCAAAUAAUAUGUUAUCUGGAAGUAUUCCUAAUUGUUGGAGAAAUGAUCAAUCAUUCUUUUUUAUUGAUCUAUCUUCUAACAAUCUCUCAGGUUUAUUUCCGAGCACAAUGGUGCAGCUUUCUUCUUUAAGUUUACUGCACUUGAACAACAAUAGUCUCCAUAAGGGAUUGCAUGUGGCAUUGAAAAAUUUCACUUCUUUAUUGGUUUUGGAUUUGGGUGAAAAUAAAUUUUCUGGAAAUUUAACAAGCAUUGUAAGGGGGGAGAUCAGCAACCACUCUUUAAAGGUUCUCCGUCUGCGAAAAAAUUUGGUUUCUGGUUAUAUUCCUUUGGAACUAUGCUCUUUCUCUCAUAUGCAAAUUCUAGAUCUUGCAGAUAACCAUUUGACAGGAAGCAUUCCUCCUUGUUUUGGAAAGUUUCCGAUUAUGGUGAACGCAACGCAAUUGAUCCAUGACUUAUAUGGUGGAUAUUGGGAUGAAGCACCUUUGAUGGAGGUUGUGAAAGGGAGAUACCUUGAGUAUAAAAGACUAACUCUGAGACUUGAGAUUAGUAUAGAUCUUUCAAGUAACAAUCUAAUAGGAUCCAUUCCAGAAGAGCUAAUAUUGCUUAAGGAUUUGCACAAUUUGAAUCUGUCUUGGAAUCAUCUCUCAGGAAAGAUCCCUGAGAAACUUGGGCAAAUGGAGAAUUUGGAAUCUCUUGAUUUCUCCAAGAAUGGCCUUUCAGGAAUGAUCCCAAAUAGCAUGUCAAGUUUAACCAAGUUAAGCCACCUCAACUUGUCCUACAACAACUUGUCAGGGCUAAUUCCAACAGGUUAUCAACUCCAAACACUCGAAGAUCCAACCAUGUAUGCUGGCAAUCCUCAACUUUGUGGAGUUCCACUCUUGAACAAAUGCUCAAAUGACACACUACCUCCAACAACCGCCAACUUCAAGGACAAUGAUGAAGGUGCACUUAAAAGAAUGUGGUUUUACAUUGUUGUGUUGUUAGGCUUUGCAACUGGAUUUUGGGGAGUUGUGGGAACUUUAAUUUUUGUAAAGAAUUGGAGAUAUGCUUAUUUUCAAUGGGUGGAUGAUGUCCAACACUGGAUACUUGUAGUUAUAACAUUGAAAGUGUCAUGUUUCAAGAAGAUGUUCAAUGGCAACAAAGAUGAUCAAUGAGUUAUAUAUGGAGUAAGUUGUUGUUGCUACAAUUAUUAUUAAAUUAGUUGAAGAACCCUAUGUUACAAGGUAUAGUGUUCGGUCCAACUUUGAAUGGCCCAACAUUGAAUUGGCCAAUUUUAAAUGUACACAUAAGUAUUCGAGUUUGUAAAGUCUUCAAUAAUAUAACAUAGGCUGUAGU